ACACCGCCAGCAUUAGCUGUCUCGCAGCCAUGAUGGUGGCAAACUUCAUCCUCUGGGGUCUCAUGCCUCUGGCCGUUUCUUGGGACAACCGGAAGAGCAAACUCGACCUUCACUUACCUUAAAUCUUUCUAAGGGGCACCACCUUUUGUUAUCGAUCAUUUGUUAGGGAUAUCACCUUUUGUCAUUUAUCGUUUCUUAGGGAUAGCACCUUUUGUUAUCGAUCAUUCGUUAGGGAUAUCACCUUUUGUCAUUUAUCGUUUCUUAGGGAUAGCACCUUUUGUUAUCGAUCAUUCGUUAGGGAUAUCACCUUUUGUCAUUUAUCGUUUCUUAGGGAUAGCACCUUUUGUUAUCGAUCAUUCGUUAGGGAUAUCACCUUUUGUCAUUUAUCGUUUCUUAGGGAUAGCACCUUUUGUUAUCGAUCAUUUGUUAUGGAGAUCACCUUUUGUAAUUUGUCAUUUCUUUGGGAUAGCACCUUUUGUUAUUGAUCCUUUGUUAAGGAUAGUAAGUUUUGUUACCAAUUAUUUGUUAGGGAUAACAUCACCAAGCGUUUUAUUUCUGAAGGGUUUGCUGUUAGUUUCGUACUUACAUUUCAAUGCAGACGUUUUUUUUUUUUUUAUGCAAUGCAGUCAGUGCUUAUGUCAUUGUUUUACUACAUUCAGUACUUUAACAAUUUAUCGCAAUAUAUCGCCAAUAGUCAAUUUCACUGCUCUGUACAAAUAGAACGUUUUUUUCCAUAUGAAUUCUCUAGUAUAUCUUGCAACGGAUUCUUACAAAUAAACUUGCCACGUAUUAGUACUCUGACAUGAUUAUUUUUUAACGUGUAUUUUCUGUUUACUUAUUUUAAACUUUUAACCUGCUACUUGCGUAAUCCGUGACCACCAACUCAUGCUAUACAGGCACCUAGCUCGUUUCCUUGUGGAUGACCCUGUCCAUCAGGCGGUCCCUUUACAAUCCUGUGUGGAAGAGGCAUGUGGGAAGACCUAGAAAAUCGUGGCUCGGGCAGCUCGACCAAACCUGUCGUGAAGAACUCGAAAUGGGCCGAGGACCUACUAGGCGACUUGCCAUGAGGGACCUCCGUGGCUGGAAGAGAAGGGUACUGGUCGACACGAUAGGCCAAUGCUUCGGCGUGAUCUUCUCCAGCUUCCUCCUGGACCUGGGAACCGACCUCACCACGAGCAGCUGGAUCUUCAACGUCGCCAGCUUCUUGUGGUCCAUCACAGGCCCGUUCCUGGGACCACUCGAAGGCGAAUUCGGCUGGAGGAUCGUGGCGCUGGGGGCCUCCGUCGUCCUCGCUGCCGGGACGGUGAUGUCGGCCUUUGUCACCUCCGCUGGGAUGCUGUUCCUCACUUACAGCACGUUUGUGGGUCUUGGCUGCGGUGUCCUAUACAACAUUAGUUGUAUGAUCGUGCCGUUCUACUUCAACAAACGGCGAGGCCUGGCCAACGGAGUCCUCAUGGCCUGGGAGGGGGGCGGCCAGUUCCUGGGGCCUCCUCUCAUCAACUUCCUUCAGACACAGUACGGGUUUCGAGGCGCUACGCUAGUGCUGGGAGCUGUCGUCUUUAACUGCGCUGUCGGAGCUGCAGUUUUCCAUCCGGUUGAGUGGCAUUUGAAGCCUUUGGAGAAGUCAGAGGGCGUGAAGCCAGAGUCCUCACAAGAAAAUGUUUCUGAUUCAUCCACGUUAUCAAACGAGAGUCCAGAUUCUCAGACAUCUGCAGAAAAUGUCCUUAGCAGGCAACCACAAGAAGAAAAGCCAAAAUCUCCCUGGUCACCAGAUACAGUCAGGCAAGCUAUCCAGUCGCAGGAGCAAGUUCCACAAGCCCAUCGUUUACCAGACGGAAUUCCAGAGCUCCAGAAGUCGCCACAUCCUGCUGCCAAGAGAAUACCAAAAACCACGCUGGCGGACCUUUGCAUCCUGAAACACGCGAGAGCUGUCGUCAUCGCCAUCAGCAUAACACUCACCCUCAACGCCAACGAGAACUUCUUAAACGUCCUACCCUUCGCCAUGCAAGAGGCCGGCCACAGCCUGCAAGACGUCGCAACAGGAGUCUCGGUGGCGGCCCUAUGCGGCAUGCUGAUCCGCGUCAUCCUGUCGCCGCUCACGGACUUGCCCAAGUUCAACAGAGGGUUUUCUUCAUCCUUUACGCAAAUAGAGGACGUCCUGUGGCUGACGGUCGUCCUAGCAGUGUGGGGCAUCGGCGAAGGGAUCAUCAUGAGCAUCUACGUUCUAAUCAUGAUCGACUACAUGGGACUGGACGACUUCGUGCCGACGUUUGGGGCGACGAUGCUUGUUGUGUCUAUCGGUUACCUCGUUAUCGGCCCCAUCCCAGUCUUCUUCAUUGUCUACCACCUUCUCCUUCAUUGCUACUCUUCAACCUUAUUGUCCUCCCCACAGUACUGCCUCACUCCAUACCACCACACCUUCCUCCGCCUCCGUCCUUCUACUGAUUCCACCUCUGCAAACCUUUUAAGCACUCUUUUUGGUCGAGCUAAUUGGGAUCGAUUCUUUGUGUUCCCCGUACAACCCUUUAAUCCGACAAUACCCUUCUCUACUAACAAUGUCUCUAAAACAACCUGCUGCCCUCUGGGUGCCCAACCUGGCCAUGAACGUUCAAAUUGCCCUGCUCAGUUAUACACGUUGCCAAUUGUGGAGGCUCCCAUAAAUAAUUUAUAG
Penaeus vannamei (Pacific white shrimp) is the source of this 2671-nucleotide messenger RNA. Lineage: Eukaryota; Metazoa; Arthropoda; Malacostraca; Decapoda; Penaeidae. The record is from RefSeq and is a predicted model, not a curated record.